AUGCAGUCGUCUUUGCCAGGAACAGUCCCUCGAAUGAUGCGACCAGCGCCUGGACAAAACUAUCCCCGCACGGGCUUCCCUUUAGAAGGUAGGUCUUGCAUGCAACUUACAAACAUCCGUUACUGACAUGUGGACAAAAAAUUUAUGGAUAGAAUCAAAAAGGGUUCUAUUGCUUGCUUCAUAUAUGGUACCCCUAAAUGUUCAAUAUAGAACCCUUUUUUUAGGGUUCUUUGAUCAGAACCCCAGGGGUUCUUCUUCAAUCAACCAAAAUUUGUACUUUUUUAUAUGGAACCAAUUUCGGUUCUAUAUAGAACCUUAAGGGGUGCCAUAUAUGAAGCAAUCAUAGAACCCUUUUUGGUUCUACCCAGAACCUUUUUUGUGACUCAUUUAAAGCAACAUUGUUUAUCAAUAGUUUUUGCAUUUGAUUUUGGCCUUUAUCCUCAAUUACAUUUGAACUAGUCUCCCGAGUGGCGCAGUGGUCUAAGGCACUGCAUCGCAGUGCUAGCUGUGCCACUAGAGAUCCUGGUUCGAAUCCAGGCUCUAUCGUAGCCGGCGGCGACCGGGGGACCCAUGGGGCGGCGCACAAUUGGCCCAGGGUAGGGGAGGGAAUGGCCGGCAGGGGAUGUAGCUCAGUUGGUUGAGCAUGGCGUUUGCAACGCCAGGGUUGUGGGUUCGAUAAAAUAAUGUAUGCGCUAACUGUAAGUCGCUCUGGAUAAGAGUGUCUGCUAAAUGACGUAAAUGUAACUAGCAUAAUGUUAGGUCAAUAUAGGCUAUAGUCAGACAAAAUGAAAGGAGAAAUUUGGCUAUUCAUUAUUUCACAUAGGUGUGAGUGACUCUGUAGACUACAAUACAUUUUAUGAAAGUCAGACUUAUUAGGAUUUCGCACUGGCCAAUGGUGUUCGAUUACGUGGAUGUUUAUGGAAAUAUGCAAACGUGUGAAUGAAAUUUACAGGUACAAAUUAUUUGCAUGUAUUAAUCGUCCGUCGGAGCAUCUCCCAGGCAAGGUUCAUGCUGAAGUGACUCCAAUAAAAUCCCAGAGAAUACGAAGCUUGCCAGUUAGCCAAGAUCUGGGAUUUAUUGAAGUGUCCUGGUGCUGGAAAUGAGAGUAAAAUACACAGCAAAAUGAUGAAUCAAAGGAUUUCAUCAAUAUUUGUACAGCAUGACGGUGAAUAAUGACGCCGGACGAAGCUAAACUCUUCACAGCCUCUUCAAUGCCGAAGGGGACACUCAUGUGCUAUCUGGCUAAUAACAAAUUCUGCCUUCAAAUCAAGUCUGUUUUCAGACAACAACUUGUCGAUUCUGUUGUUAAAUGCCUGUUUUGUAAUAUGCAAUUUCAGUAGGCUACGGAUUCAACCACUUCACGCAUUAUUGGAAAUGUGUCCAAUGUAUUAGUUUAAUUGUAACAAUUGUGGGUUUAAGAUUUAGGCCUUUAUGCUGAUGUUUUUAUGGCUACAUUUAAUUUCUGAAUGCUUUAUGGAUAAGAUAGCCUAACUAUGCUACAUUCAUUUAAAUAUAAGCCUACAUUGUGCUAUAGCCUUACAUCGUAUAGGCUAAUAACAAUUAAAUUAAGCCUACCACUAUGCGUUAUAGCCUAUCAAAAAUCUUCGAACGCCACAAAAAUAUGCUAAAUAUCAUCAUAAUUCACCAUGUAAACCAUUCCGAAAAAAAAGGUCUUAUUGCCAAUGUUGCAUUUGUUGUACACACAAAAUGGUUUCAAUGUUUUCACAGUAGGCCUUCUUAUAAUAAUCUUUCUUCUGCACAGUGUCAACUCCCCUGGGUCAAGGUCGGGUGAACCAACUUGGUGGAGUAUUCAUCAACGGAAGGCCCCUGCCAAAUCAUAUCCGACACAAGAUAGUGGAGAUGGCCCACAACGGCAUCCGUCCCUGCGUGAUCUCUCGACAGCUACGAGUUUCCCACGGUUGCGUGUCCAAAAUUCUUUGUCGGUAUCAAGAAACUGGUUCCAUCCGACCCGGGGCAAUAGGAGGAAGCAAACCCAGAGUGAGUUCGAGAAACGUUCGACCUCACAAAAUUAUAGGCUAAUGAUAAUAUAAAUAAUACAUUUAAUAAUACCAGUUUUAUUAGCCUAUUAUUAUUAUUAUUAUUAUUAUUAUUAUUAUUAUUAUUAUUAUUAUUAUUAUUAUUAUUAUUAUUAUUAUUAUUAUGACUGUUUCCCAUUAUGGACCUGAGUUUUCACACCACCAAAUAUUCAAACAUCCAAGGCAUUUCUUGCAGAUAGCUAUUGUGUUCUAUUCCAUUUUUGUUGCUUAUUUAUUAGCCUACCACUGAAAUUGACCAAAACUUAGAAAAGGCAAUUUUGUAGCCUAGUUCAGGUGCAUUGAGACUUUGUAGGCUACUAAUUUAUUUAAAAAAAAAAACAUUUAAUUAAUCAAUUCAGAUAUUAUUUUUCCAAUUCUGCAUUAACCUGUACUGAUUUUUUUUCUUCUCAUGCUUCUUCUCUCCUCUUUUUUAUUUUUUAUUCUUCGUUCUCUAUUCUCUGCUUUAUUAAUUCUCUAUGCUUGUCAUUUUAUUUCUCCCUCUGUCUCUGGUUCUCCAUGUUCUGCUAUUGUGCUGUGUAAAUUAAACACAAAAGCAGGUAGCAACGCCUGAUGUGGAGAAACGGAUUGAGGAGUACAAGCGCGAGAACCCCGGAAUGUUCAGCUGGGAGAUCCGAGACAAGCUACUGAAGGACGGGGUGUGUGACAGAAGCACAGUUCCUUCAGGUGAGGCCUCAUCUGGUAAGCAACCCUUUUUACUACAAGAGUGUUAGAUCAUAGAUAUUGUUCUCCAUAGGCCUAUUAUAUGUCUCCCGAGUGGCGCAGUGGUCUAAGGCACUGCAUCGCAGUGCUAGCUGUGCCACUAGAGAUAAACAUAGUUCUCUAUAAUAGUGGUUGAUAUGAAAAAAAUGGUGUUGAUGAAAUAGUUAGGCGUACCUUAACCCCCAUAGUUUUAUGUGGACCAAAAACAGGCCUAGUGUCACUUGGACUUAAUUGUAUUAUUAUUAUUAUUAUUAUUAUUGUUAUUAUUAUUAUCAUUAUUUAAAAAUAUUUUUUUGCCUGUCUGUAAUGAUUAUGUAAUUACCCUACCUUGUUUUUCUUUUCUUGUAGUGAGUUCAAUUAGUCGUGUUCUGAGAACUCGAUUUGGGAAGAAAGAUGAUGAAGACGAUUGUGAUAAGAAGGAUGAAGACGGAGAGAAGAAAACCAAACACAGCAUCGAUGGCAUUCUCGGCGAUAAAGGUAGCCUAAUUCAAGUGGAAAACAUUUGCGUUUUAAAACACCCUCUUUUAUACGCACAAUAUCCUGUGUUUGCUCAAUGUGUUGCAAUAUUUUGCCUGAGAUUGUGCGUUGCGGCCUUCUUGUUCGUGGAAUGCUCUUUUGCACACAUUUUAGAUUUUUUCGUCCUGUUAAGUGGUUUGCCAAUACAAGCUUAACUAGACCUGCUUAAUUAUUUAUAUGAGCCUUUGAUGGAGGGUAUUUGAGACGGCAUUCAUUUGCACAACAGACUCCUCGUCCUCUGGAGCUGGUACAUGGUCCAUUGAAACGACAACUGACAGAUAGAUUACCGAUAUGAGAAUCAAAUCAAUUAGGCCUACGACCAGCAGCUCGCAGUGAUUCUUGAUCCUGGAUAUGAUUGUUUACUGCUUCAUAGCUGGGUAUUCUCAUACAGGCUAAAUAACCUGUAAAAUAAGCCAUUGAUUUAAUUGUAGUCUAAUUCGUUUUUUAUUAGGAUAUGUUCAUCUAUUUGUGUUUAUUUGAAAACGGCUUAUUAUUUCGUCCGUCUUUCAGUUGUUCAUAAAACAUUUUUUUAUUUAGGCUACUAAGAAACGGUUCUGUCUUUUGUCGUGGCUCUUUAUUGAGGGGACCUUGGUAUUCUGUGGUCAAAAUAUAUUAGGUCCUGUGCUUGAAAAAGACAGAGAUUUCCAAACGAAAUGAUCACAGAUUGUGUGUUGUUUAAACGGUCACACAAAAGGCCUUUCUCUAAAGCGACAGCCUCUCUCUAAACUUGAAGAUGAACUUCAGUCCUCAAGACUUCCACUCCAUUGAAGGCAAGGAUUCCGAGGUACAAAGGCAAACGCCUCAAAAGCAGGGCAGCGAAAAGAAGGAGCGUGCUGGGUUUUUUUCACACUAAAAAAACCGUAAUAAAAGAGGGAGAAACUUUGGACAAAAGGCCAAGAGGAGAACUAAAGGUGAAUUAAUUAUUCAAUCCACCCUGCUGGUAGAUAGUUUGGUAAUAUUAUAGAAUCGUCAGUGGAAUAGAUUAAGCAAUGGAGGGUGCAAAAUGUGGUUGGACUGUUGUUAGGAAAUGCCUAAUUUACAUUUACAUUUACAUUUUAGUCAUUUAGCAGACGCUAUUUUUUGUAUAUUUUUUUUGGGUAGAUUUUUGGAAUCUAGCUAUUUUGUGUCUGAACACUUACUUAUGCUUUCUCUCUGUAGGGGGUGCAGUAAAUGGUUCUGUCAGUUAAUGUAGCCUAUAAAUUACUCUUAAUUUCUUUCUCAAACCCAUUCAUUGAUAGAAAUCAUGUUACGGCUAUAGUUUGUUGUCUAUGGGGGUCGUGUCAUGAAAUUGCCUGUGUUAAUUUAUCUCGAGCAUGAACAAGUGCAUGCAUAACUGACCUACCUAUGGGAUGUGACACCCGUUCAUUAUGGACUUCUGUAUAUUUUACGUAUCGCUGUGUGAUCAUAUAGUUUGCAGACAGAACGCCUCUCCAUGAUACUUAUUAGCUCGACAGCCGAAACGGGGGCCACGGCCAACAAUUGAACCGAUUCGGGGUCAGAGGGAGCAGUAGUGCUUUGAGUAAACCACAAUUACAUUUACGUCAUUUAGCAGACGCUCUUAUCCAGAGCGACUUACAGUUAGUUAGUGCAUACAUUAUUUUUUAAUACUGGCCCCCCGUGGGAAACGAACCCACAACCCUGGCGUUGCAAACGCCAUGCUCUACCAACUGAGCUACAUCCCCACCGGCCAUUCCCUCCCCUACCCUGGACGACGCUGGGCCAAAUAUGGAUAGAUAGAUAUAAUGUACAUUUACCCAUUAUGCCCCAAUGUAGCUCCUGUGUUUGUUUGGAGUGCAUGCUUUUGGAAAUUAAAUAGUCUCGCAAACCCUCCAUAAAUGUUUUGCCCAAAUGGCUUUUGAUGGUGACAUGUUGAAACCAGGAUACCAACUGUCUCAUUUCUGUAAUUCUUUAAAAGACUUGUCUCUGCACUUGUUUCAUGCUAUCAUCCGUCUGGCAUAAUAAUGUUAAAACUUAUUACAGCUCGUAAUGAAACCGGUGUCUGUUGAAUGGGCGUCUGUGUUGGAGAGGGGUGUAAUAUCUCGCAAGCAUGGUAAGAAAUGUAUUUAUCCCCUAUCAGCCCUCACUCUUGGAGUUUCAACCACAAACGUAAUGUUGAAGGGUUUUAGAGCAGAUUAAAUGUAGCCUUUUCUUUCUUUUCACUUUAAUCUGUAAACGGCUCACUCCGCAGCUAGCCCCAGGCAGAAAUUCAUGAUAUUUUACGUUUAUUUUAUAGUUGUCAAGAUUAUAAUUGUGUAUAUAUAUUUUUUUUUGUAUUAUUAUUGCAGUGGCGCAUAUAACUCUUAACAUUCCAAACUAGAAUCUGGUGAAAUGGAUAUGCUGUUUUGUUAGACUACACUAGAAUAGACUGACUAUAAGACAAUAGUCUCAAUAUACAUUGAAUGUACAAAACAUUAUGAACACCUGCUCUUUCCAUGACAUAGACUGACCAGGUGAAUCCAGGUGAAAGCUACGAUCCCUUAUUGAUGUCAACUUUUAAAUCCACUUCUAUCAGUGUAGAUGAAAGGGAGGGGACAGGUUAAUUAAGUAUUUUAAAGCCUUGAGACAAUUGAGACAUGGAUUGUGUAUGUGUGCCAUUCAGAGGGUGAAUGGGUGAGACAAAAUAUUUAAGUGCCUUUGAACGGGGUAUGGUAGUAGGUGCCAGGCGCAAACAUUUUUCACGCAAACAUUUUUCCCCGUGUGUAUCAAGAAUGGUCCACCACCCAAAGGACAUCCAACCAACUUGACACAACGGUGGGAAGCAUUGGAGUCAACAUGGGCCAGCAUCCCUGUGUAACGCUUUCGACACCUUGUAGAGUCCAUGCCCCGACAAAUUUAGGCUGUUCUGAGGGUAAGAGGGGAUGCAACUCAAUAUUAGAAAGGUGUUCCUAAUGUUUUGUGCACUCAGUGUAUAUUUACAAAUAUCUUGUAGGAAAUUGUGAUCAAGAAACGUCAAGGCUUUAUUAGGUUAUCAUUAAUGUUUAAACUAUUUAAUUCAACAGUGAUAACGAUGUAUCUGCAUUGCUCAUCCCAUUGGCAUAGGUAGGCCUAUGGUCAAUGAAUGACCUCAUUUCGAAUUAUGCAUUGGUGCUGAGUGAAUGCACACCUAAAGGGUGAAAGGAGUGUAUCAGUCAAUUCAUAAAUAACAAUUGGUUUUGAUUAAACCAACACGCAACCAUGAACCAUCUGCAGCCCCAACAUAACACCAUCCCUCAUGCGUGAUAGAAGGAGCCAAUGAACACUUGAACAAAUGGGCGGAUUACCUGAGGUUUUUAAUCUAAUCAAACAGGGGCCAGGCGGGAUUUGUGAGUGUUGUGAGUAGGAUAAGAGGAAAUGUUACCGAUAGAGGCCACGAGGAGAUAGCGAGAUGUCAGUCAACUCCAGGCCCCAUGCAGACAAGGCCGCGCUUUGUAUUCAAUUUCAAACUACGUUUAAAACACUUCUUAAAAGUAGCCAUAUAGCCAAGCAAACACGUUUGGAAAUGAUAGAUAGGCUAGUAGGCCCUACCUACAACUUAAAGAGCGACCGAACGUACCCACAAAUGGCAUCAUGUAAAUUGUCUACUUAUUUAAAUGGUUUUAGAAAUGAGAGUGGAUGAGGUAUAUGUAUUGCGGCACAUUGGCCCCGUGUAGCUCAGUUGGUAGAGCAUGGCGUUUGCAACACCAGGGUUGUGGGUUCGAUUCCCACGGGGGGCCAGUAUGAAAAAUGUUAUGCACUCACUAACUGUAAGUUGCUCUGGAUAAGAGCGUCUGCUAAAUGACUAAAAUGUAAAAUGUAACAUUUGAGGAGUCAUGCAAUACUGAAUCGAAACAAAAGGAUGCAUCCACAUAUUCCGGAAUAUGCUCUGGCAUGCGUGCUGCUGUUUCCCCGAGAUAGUUAUAGAAAAUUAUAUUUAGGUGUCCAAAAUAAGCUUAGUUGAAAGAAAAAGGACGCUGGGAUGAGUCGAGAGACCCCUUCAAACAAAUCCAUCUGAAAUGGUGAGAGAGAGAUCUAGUAAAAGUAUGGGGAAGUUAUUUAGCUAUUAAUAACAUUUUUUCCUCAGGCAUCGAGAGUGACUCCAUCUACACUUUCUCGCAGCUAUUUGGCUGGGUUGAAAUUGAGGGAGACCCAAAUGUUGGAUAG
Molecule: messenger RNA, 7391 nt
Organism: Coregonus sp. 'balchen'
Lineage: Eukaryota; Metazoa; Chordata; Actinopteri; Salmoniformes; Salmonidae
Source: the annotation of a GenBank genome assembly